AGCAAGGUAUGACGACGACGACGAGGGGAAUUGAUCGACCCAAACCUUCUUCCAUGAGGCUGCAUGAUCACCACACCAGCAGCAGAGCCAGCCGCACUGAGCUCUCUCUUCUUGUGUACGUAUACUAAAGGAACAACCCAGAUCCUGUAAAAAGCACACUCUUUCACAAUCCGAACUGGGGAUCGGACAGUGAGUCGUCGGCUGGGCCAAAUAGUGUGUGUGUGUGUGCUGAUGUUUUGUGGGAUCGGUUGGAUGGAGGAGAAAGUUGGGUCAGGAGCGAGCGGAGAGAAAGUAGGUUGACUGGCAAACCCUCUCGCUCACUAGUUUGCCACACUGCCGAGAUCCCUUCCCUCACUCGCUCUCUCUUCUCCGUACUCUAGAAAUAAUUGUUCAAAAUACUAAAAUGACCCCCAAUCUGCCAUUAGCUGUAUGGACUUUAAAGUACAACUCCCACACGGUUCCCCUGUAUCCGGUCCUCCAGCAGGGUGUUUCUGCCCAUACUUGCGCCGCACUUGAGGACCGAGUCAGGAAGGGCAGUCCACCUGUGUAGCUCUUCUCAAGCUAUUUCUCUGUCGGUUUGUUUACACUCGCAAGGCCCAAGAAUAUGCAAAGGAGAAAUCCUCCUCCCAAAGGAUCCUCCCAACUAAUUGGAAAGUGGGGUGAAAGCAGGGAAGGCGUUCUUGUUGCUGCUGUGGUUUACGUUGCUGUGGGGGCAAGGUGAAGUGCUGGGUGAAUCGUCGUCGUCGUCGUCGCUGAAGUUUGUGUGUGACCACCGCAGCAGUUGAAAGAAAAGCAGCGUGUGAGGAGUGAGUGGGUGUUGUUUAGCUCGGCUUACAGGCAGCAGCACGUCUACCUACAUAAAAAUCCAGCCAUAAGCUAACUCCAGAGCGCAGAGCUAUUGAGAGAAAUUAGUUUGGGCCCUCGAAUGGUGGUAGAGAGACGGACGUGUGGUUUCCAUCUGAUUUGUGGGAGUUAAUUCCUGGCCAGUCCCAUGCAGGUCAGGCCGGGUCAGGACUCCUCAGGAUAAUCCCUCACUUGGAGAUGUCGUGUCAUCAUGUCAAGAGAGACAUCUCGAACACGACGACCUUUCAAGGUUUGGGAUAGCUCAAGGGCAACUAGAAAAGCUUUAGUAGUAGCAUCGCUAGAAGAACUUAUCGUCAGAGGUCGAGAGAAACUUGGAAUUGGAGUUCAUGAGACUGUACGAGUCGUACUUGAAACCGAUGGCACUCAAGUCGAUGACUCUGAAUACUUCAGAUCACUGCCAGACAACACUGUCUUCCUCCUUCUUCGAAUCAGUGACCGCUGGUGUCCCGCGGGAGUGGACGUCAUCCGGGCAGCACUCUCGUCGAUCCCACGAAUUGUUUGUGAGGCCAUCAGUUCAUUGGAAUUGCAGGAUGAGGUGCCGUCGUGGAAGAUCAUGGAGAGCAGAGGAGAACAGGGGUCAUCGGUCAUCACCAUCGUUCUCACGUGGAACCAGCGUCCGGUCUACGCCCCUUGUCCCCCUUGUGGCUCUCCCCACCCUCCCGCCAGGUCAGGCGGCCACCCACCCGACCUCCAGACGACCCAUCGACACGACUCGUUCGCUCGUCGCAUCUCCCCCUGCUCCCUCUCCCCCCAGUCCACCAACGUCGCCAUGGGUCACCAUUCGCCAGUCUUCCUCCCACCCCAAAGUUUCGGAGGAGUGAGGGGCGGUGUGUAUGGGCCUCCUGGGGGCGAGGCCAGGUCAGGCAUCCGGACGAUGAUAACAAAAGAUGGAAAAUACGAAUCAGUAAUAAACGACUAUGGUUCUAAACCCCCCACGAUUACUGUGAUAAAUUCAGAGCCGCCGUACGAUUCGGUUCCACGGAUCAGUACUAGGUCAAGUGUUCUUCCUCCACCACUGCCACCCCAUGGACAGCACUUUGCCUCCUCCUCCUCCCACCCCCACUCCUACCAGUACACGCAGAGGGGGCUGCCACGACAGGGCAGUUCCUCGCUGGAGAGUGGCAGUGGGGGUGUCACUGCCCCAGUCCACGUCCACACGGUCGAGUGUUCACAGAGGGGCCACGUUCCUCAACAUCCUCCGCACGGCCAGGGAGGACGAGGCAGCCCGCCAGAACCUUCCUACUGUGACUUCCACUGCUGUGCCCUACACGAGGAGGGGCGCAAAAUACAGGUGCACAAGGCUGUAGCCACGUCUCCCAUACAAGACACCAGCUUGGACGGGUCUGGACGAGGAGGGGCAGCUUCUUCCAAGUCCUUACAUGUAAGAUUCAUGGGAGUUGGGGAUGACAAGAAUGGUCGCUUUCUAGCCGCAGCCGGGGGUAAAAACAUAGUGCCAAGCAGUUUACUCAGUGUUCCAUUAUCGGUAAGUACGCUAGGAGGCUCAAUGAUCCCUUCGGACGACGUCGAAGGGACAACGACAAGUUCAGAGUCAGAGACGGAAAAUAAUCACUCAGUGCUCGAAGAGGAGAAAGUCACGACGCAAAAGUUCCUUCUUCUCAUAGAUCAGCUCUCACUAGAUCAAAAAAGACACCUUUCCAUCAAGGACAUUGGAGUGAUUCUUGAACGGUUAUCAUCUAAAAUAGUAGACGUUGAACGACUGGAUCGUGAGACCGAGGCGGAGGACUGUUACAAUUGGACAAUCAAAGCCACAAUUAAGGGAGAAUUUCUACGUGAACUUGGUGUAAUUUACAACGGAAAUUUUUAUGCAAUAUCUGAACAUCCAAACUACCCAGAUGCUCCGGGGGGAUCAACGCAACAACUUGCCACCAUCUCCGCCAGCUCAACCAGCGGAGGAGGUGGUGGGGGAAGUGGGGACCCCUCAAGAAGAGUUAUUGACGAUGAUUGUGAAGACAUGCGGUUGUAACGGUCCUUCGACUAUUCGCAAAUAAGUUACCUCUACAAGAUAGCUAGUGUAUCCUUUGUAUUCCAGCACUAACAAGCACUAACAGACGCAUGUAUAUCUGAAUAUAUAUGUAUGUACCAUAAUUGUGUGUCGUCGUGGACGGAUAUGCUACUAUAUUGAGGAUAAUAUUUGGCAUUGCAGUCGACAUGUUACCUUACAUAAUGAUUAGAAUGGGUUGGCUGAAAAUUUUAUAUCACUUCCUGUGUGUAUUAUCCAUAUUGUAAUUGCCACUACUAUCGGUAUUUCGAAUCCUUAAUUCCAAAGCGCCACCUUCUUUCUUUUAUCGAAUCAUGACGAUGUGUGGUUUAGUUUGUCAUUUGUGUCGUACACACAGAUGCAUACUUAUUGUGCCAACUCUAUGUACACGUACUAAUAACUUUUGAUCCCCAAGAGUCGUCUCACACUAUUAUACGUAUAUGCAUACACAACAUAUAUAUUAGAACCAAAUGAAACCUUUGAUCAAUUAAAUUUGCCAAAUUCAAUAAUGAUUGUAACUUAUAUAACAUUCCACAGAGCAACGCGUCAUCCGUUGUCGUCCCAACGCUCAUUCUUUACUUAAAUACAUACGCGACCUAUGUUAUCUAAAAUAGUCAAACCAAUGUUUUCAUAAAUAGACGACAUAUUUCUUAAGACUGUUGUAAAUUCAUUAUUAUCACCUCUAAAGGUUAUGCAUUCGUGAGGAUAUACAUUAUUCGGGGCUUAUGGAGACGUUUCAGUAUUGGUAUCCAGUUUUUAGUAAUUAUGGCACAAGUCAUGUUAACAAAAAUCAAUAUCUUGAGCAAUGAUCUCAAUACUAUUAAGUUUAAUAAUUUGCCAUUUUCUCAAAGUGCAACUAAAACUGCUGCAACAAACUGCUGGUCAGUUUGUCGAAAUGGAGAAUAACUUUAAUGUGCGGAACUAUAAUGUCAGUGCAGAAAUAAUCAUUCUCAACUUCAAAUUAAAUCUCUGAAGUUUUGUGGCUCGCCAAGUUUUGCGAACUAGAGAUUGGCUUUUCCUGAUAUCGUGUGUUAGUCAUAAUAACAUCUCCAGAAUCUGAAGGAUGGUUGUGUUGUUGUUUGACGGAGGGUAAUUUUUUGUGAAAUUUCGACUAAUAAGUAGCAACUUCAUACUCAAUAAUCUUUGACUUAGCAAAUACUCGAAUAGUUGUGUUUUAUUCUACAUAGUUAUAAACAACUGGUGCUACAAUUUCUGCCUGAUUUUCUCCAAAAUGCUAUACAUAGCUGUUAGAGACUAUUAAUUUACUUGAUUCCAUCAUCAAUAACAUACAUAAUAAAUAAAUUAGUGCAGUAGUAUCAAAUUUAUAUUCUUCACUUUAAUUAAAUAUUAUCAUUAUUAGUCAAUACCACAAUACUAUGCAAAACAGUCAACACCGCAGUGAGUGAUGACAUCCAUAAAUAAUUGGAAUAACCAACCAACCACCUACGUACAUACAUAAAUAUGCAUGAAAAAGCUUUAUCCGAGUCAAAUAAGUGUGUUACCUGAUGAAAUGCCACACACGAAGGUUUGAGUUGUGCAGUGCAAUUCUCUGGAAGAAACAAAGGCUAGAGGACAAAUAUUUAUAUCGGCGUAUUUACUACAUAGAUUUUCUUCAAUAUACUCAAAACGUUGUCCCUAAUUAUGUAUGUAUGCAAAUGUUCUAUCUCUAAUCAGAACAAGGUAUUUGAUUACUUCAAAAUAAGUGGUGCAUUCUUGUGUGCUAGUGUUAAUUAUGCAUCACAUACUCAAAAUUGGAAUGCCAAUUUGCAUUGCUCCAUUUUUUUUACACCCGGUCAGUCUGUCCGAGUUGGUUCUCAGGUCAAUUAAUCACAAUGAAACUGCCAUUACAUACUUAUUUAAAUGUAUAAUAAGAUGAAACCUAAACAAUGUAUAGGUUAUAGCCCAGUAUUCAAAGAACUCAACUAAAUAAGUGGAAACAGCUUAUCGCCAAAAGUCGUUUUAAAAUGUUACUAUAUUUCAAGUUGCUUUUAACCGUACAACUUUUCUCUUGUUUUUGGGUAACAAUAAUAUCAAGUACAUCGUGGACAAAAAGUGUAGAAGUUAGAAUGUCAUUCAAAAACGCACACAUAACAAUAUAUAUCUUGACGGAAUCGAUUUUCUCGUUCUGUUCCCUAUGAUUGAGUACAAGUUAAUUUUUAGUUGCAGCAGUGCUUUAAAAGUUUUCUUGUUUCGUAACCAUGAGCUUCUUGGUUGAAACACGUUACACAUAAGAAAGAACUACACAUAAGUGAAUCGUGGGUCUAAAAAUAUUGGUUGUUCUUCCAUUCUUCCAAAUGGAAUACCUUGUCGUGCUUAGUUAAAAAAGCUGUAAGAGGAGAUAGAAUAUCUAAAUAUUAACCUAAAUUACAAAUAAAUUGCGAUAAGUCGACGAUACGAUAGGAAAGGAAAAUAUAAUAAUAUGUAUCAAUCCUCAAUUCCCACCGGGGGAAUUGUAGAAUUGCUUACUCACUCAUCAGAAGUUGUGCUGUGUACUAUAAUCAUAACUCAAGUCAGAAUCAUCUUCAUAUACCUUAAUUAUUGUUAACUAAGGAUAAUAAUCAGGUCAGGCAGUCUAUAUAUAAAUAUGCAUAAGUAAUGAAAAUAUUGUGCAGACACAUUAUAAUAAUCAUAAGACAACACAAGAAUAAAAAAUUCUUUUUAAAAUUUCGGCAAAAUUUUAUACUCAUUAUUAUUACUACUUCUACUACGACAACUACUACAAUACAACCAUGGCCAAGAUUGCAAUCUUGCACUUACGUCAACUUAUGUCACCAUGUAUUUAAGAAUGUAAAAUGUAGCAUGUGAUGUAGCGAACUGCUUCAGGUCCCUUUAUUAUUACACAUAUGUAGUUAUCCACUAUCAUAGAACAAACUUUUACGGCAGCACAAAUGGAAUCACAUGGAAAUUGCAUAAGAUCCUCAAACUAGCAGCAGCUGAAACAAAACUAUCUAUUUCUGGCCAAAAUUAUGUAACAGUUCAUUCAUGAUAGGUUUACAAUAAACUGACAAACUCAACCAACCUAUGUUAAGUAAAUAUAUGUAUUAAUGUAGUUGUGCGUGUGUAUUUAAAAAUCACGGAUCGGGGGAUUCGUUAGUAUUGUAAUUAUGUAAAUGACUACAUAACCCGAAGUAUAAUGCAUCCUACAAUCCUAAAACUUAUUAUAAAAUCUAUAUGGAAGCUCAAGCUCAACUAUGCGGUUUAACUGACCGAUAUUUUUGCAACCUGAACUACAGGGGGUAUGAUGAUGGGUGUAUGUAGCGUCGAGUUUUCACUAAGGAUCUACUGUAAUGCUGUAAGUUUGGUGAUGACAAGGUGACCACUUCUUCAACAAGUGGUUUUUGUUAUCCUAGAUUUCUUAAUUCUUAAUUCUUGUCCACUUGGCUUAUCCACAUUACAGACGCAAGAUUGUUUUCCUUCUAAAUUCACGCCUAAUUGCACAGCAGCAAUUAUGUCUAGACAUUAUGUAUUGGACAUUUAAUAUCCUUCUUCCCGACUUUUAGUUUUACUUACUUUUGCUAUAUUGAUGGACAGAACAUAUUUUGUGUUCAUAGUCGAAUGCAGUUGGUCGUUCAACUCGCAGUAUAUUUAAAAAUGUUCAAGAAAUGACUAAUCUUUACUUAACUCUUGAAGAGCAAGCACUUGGAAUUUCAAGAAUAUUGUAUUAAUUUACAAAAAUAUCCCUCUGAAAGAAAUGUUGUAUGCAUGAAUGGGAAACGACGGUUAAAGGAUGACUAUACUACAAAUUAUAUCUGAAACCACUGUUACAACGGUUGAUGUAGCGUAAAAUACAAAGGUACUGGCAAGUCGUUGGUGAUUUGUACAGCAAAAAUAAAACAAACUACGUUGCAACAGUGGUUCAAGAACGAUAUUAGCUGGCAAAUGUCGUGACGAAUGAUGAUGAUAGAACCUGAUCGAAAAGAAAAUUUGUUAUAUUAGGUACAAAUCACAUUAAUAAAACUAAUUGAGGAUUACUAUACUGAAUACUACCUUUAAGUUAUGUUAAUGCGACAGUUUAUGAAUUGUAUGAUGUCAAAUAUAAUAUAAUUCAGACACAAACAUUAUAAAGGUCUGAAGCGGAAAUAAAAACCAAUCGUUCAUUACUCGA
Folsomia candida is the source of this 6968-nucleotide messenger RNA. RefSeq lists its product as uncharacterized. Gene Ontology annotation, biological process: apoptotic process; regulation of apoptotic process. The transcript has 16 exons. The coding region runs from base 1055 to 2848 and encodes 597 amino acids. Lineage: Eukaryota; Metazoa; Arthropoda; Collembola; Entomobryomorpha; Isotomidae. The record is from RefSeq and is a predicted model, not a curated record.